AUGCUGUUCGACCAGACGAUGGAGGCAAGUUGUGGUGCGGAUUCCAAGAUGUUCCUGUGUACUGCACAGGCCACGAUGCCCCUGUCUACUGCACAGACAACGAUGAUGUCUACUACACAAACCACGAUGAUCCUGAGUGUCUACUGCACAGACCACGAUGUUCCUGUCUACUGCACAGACCACGAUGUUCUUGUCAACUGCACAGACCACGAUGUUCCUGUCUACUGCACAGACCACGAUGUUCUUGUCAACUGCACAGACCACGAUGCAUAUGCUUCUGUUUACUGCACAAACCACGAUGCUUCUGUCUACUGCACAGACCACGAUGUUCUUGUCAACUGCACAGACCACGAUGUUCCUAUCUACUGCACAGACCACGAUGUUCUUGUAAACUGCACAGACCACGAUGUUCCUAUCUACUGCACAGACCACGAUGUUCUUGUCAACUGCACAGACCACGAUGUUCCUAUCUACUGCACAGACCACGAUGUUCUUGUCAACUGCACAGACCACGAUGUUCCUAUCUACUGCACAGACAACGAUGUUCUUGUAAACUGCACAGACCACGAUGUUCCUAUCUACUGCACAGACAACGAUGAUGUCUACUACACAGACCACGACGUUCCUAUCUAUUGCAUAUACCACGAUGUUCCCGUCAACUGCACCGACCACGAUGCUUACCACGAUGUUCCUGUCUACUGCACAGACCACGAUGUUCUUGUCAACUGCACAGACCACGAUGUUCCUAUCUACUGCACAGACCACGAUGUUCUUGUCAACUGCACAGACCACGAUGUUCCUAUCUACUGCACAGACCACGAUGUUCUUGUCAACUGCACAGACCACGAUGUUCCUAUCUACUGCACAGACCACGAUGUUCUUGUAAACUGCACAGACCACGAUGCAUAUGCUUCUGUUUACUGCACAAACCACGAUGCUUCUGUUUACUGCACAGACCACGAUGCUUCUGUCUACUGCACAGACCACGAUGUUCCUGUCAACUGCACAGACCACGAUGCCCCUGUCUACUGCACAGACAACGAUGAUGUCUACUACACAGGCCACGACGUUCCUAUCUAUUGCACAUACCACGAUGUUCCCGUCAACUGCACCGACCACGAUGCUUCUGUCUACUGCACAGACCAAGAUGCUUCUGACUACUGCACAGACCAAGAUGCUUCUGUCUACUGCACAGACCACGAUGUUCCUAUCUACUGCACCGACCACGAUGUUCCUUUCUACUUCACAGACAGUCGUUCAUCGUUUCGAACAAAACGCCAUUGGAGUGUCUGGCGUCAUGACGUGAUUUCGCGAACAAGCUGCCUGUGA
This is a messenger RNA of Haliotis rufescens (red abalone), 1329 nucleotides long. RefSeq lists its product as uncharacterized. The coding region runs from base 1 to 1329 and encodes 442 amino acids. NCBI's taxonomy places the organism in Eukaryota, Metazoa, Mollusca, Gastropoda, Lepetellida, Haliotidae. The record is from RefSeq and is a predicted model, not a curated record. The transcript has 2 exons.